UUCUGAGUUACUUUUCCUUUGGCGUGAGAACGUUUUUUCUGGGGUAAAGCCGUUAUGGAUCCGAACAAUGGCGAUACUGAUGUUCUAUUUUCAUUUGGCCUUAUCACUGACAUCCAGUAUGCAGAUAUUUGUGAUCGACCAAACUCUGCAAAGACGAGGUGGCGUAGAUACCGAAACGCUCUGUGUUGUCUGAAAGAAGCCGUAGAACAUUGGAAGAAACCAAACAAUUCUCCCUCAUUCAUCGUACAACUGGGAGACAUUAUCGAUGGCUUUAACGCAGAUCUAAUCGAUGCAAAUAAUGGCGAGAGUAACUUCUCUCAAGAAGCUUUGGAUGCAGUGAUGAAAGAAUUUUCUGAACUUCCACAAGAAAUUCCCGUGUUUCACAACUUAGGAAAUCACGAACUGUACAAUUUUACUCGCGAGGAACUUUCAAGAUCUAUUCUGCACCCUUCCAACAGCUGUGAAAGUGCUGCAUAUUUGAGAAAGCAUCAAAGCCUGCCUGCUUCAAGCGAGGAGGAGACGAAACCAUUUUACUUCUCGUUUGUACCUCAUCCCAAAUUUUGUUUCGUGUACUUGGAUAGCUACGACGUAAGCCUCCACGGUGUAGACGAAGGUAGUCCUAGGUAUAAAGAAGCUCUGGCAACGGUGCGUAAGUACAACAAGAAUGACGACUUCGAAAGUGCCGAUGGUCUUCACGGCUUAAACAGACGUUUCGUUGAGUACAAUGGUGCAAUUGGCCCUGUUCAACUUCAGUGGCUGCAGGCAGUUCUUGAAGAAGCUCAAGAAAAUGAUCAAAAAGCUGUUAUUUUCAGCCAUGUCCCAAUCUCUCCAGGAAACAGGCCUCGACGUGGUACAAUAGAUCUGCUUUGGAACUACCAAGAUGUACUAAAAGUGCUCUGGCAGUCUGGAUGUGUGGUUGCCUGUUUCCAUGGUCACACUCAUUAUGAUGAUUAUUUCAUGGACAAACAUGGUAUCCAUCACUUGACUUUUGAUGGUGUUAUUACAGCACCUCUUGAUUCCAAUGCAUUUGCCACACUGCAUGUUAACAAUGAUGCUAUUAUUAUUGAAGGUUUUGGUGUCAUAGAAAGUCGAGUAUUGAAGUUUUUUCACUAACAUACUUUGUGAAAAACUUGGUGACAAAUUUUAAAGGUUUUGGUGUCAAAUAGAAGGUCAAAUGUUGAAAGUCAAUUGCUAACCUACUUUGUAAAUUUCUUUGCGUCAAAUUUAAAGGUUUGAAUUUUAAAAUUAUGGUAGUGAGAAAGCUUGUGCAAAGAAAAAGAAGUUAUUAAAGGGGGUAUGUUGAAAUCCUGUUAGCAAAUUGUAUGGCUUAGGCAGGCAGUACGUGAUACAUUUCAGUUUUUUAUUGAUACCAUUUUGCAUGUUAUGGAAAAAAAGUGCUAUUCAAAAAAUUGAUCCCAGUUAUGAUAAUUUCCAGUAAAAAAAUGAUGGUAAUCGUUGGGUCACUUUUCUUUAACAAGUACAUGUUUUAACAGAUCUGAACUGAUCUACCCAUUUCAAGUAAUAUUUAAUUGGCUAUCAAUGUGAUGCUUCAUCAAGAUGCUGCUGUUUGUAAAAUAGGGUUGAUGUAUAUUUUGCUGCACUGCGGACAGUUCCUGGAAUAAUAUAGAAUUACUUGAUAGAGCAGGCUGUUUUCAGUGGAGUGGGAGGAAGAUUUUACUUUUACAUGGGUCUUGAAGACUCAUGCUGUUCUGGAGGUAAAUUGUUCUUGCACAUCCCUAGUUGUCUCAGACAUAAUACUUCUAGUGUGUUGGAUACAUGUACAUAUUUGUAAAUGUAUGGCAUUAGCUAUGGAUAUGGUACUCCCUUGAUUGCUAGUCUCUGUUAUUGCUUUCUCUAAUAAAAAAUGCUUUAAAUAAUAAAGAAAAUGCCAUAUCCCUCCUCAUCCAAAGGUUAGAGAAAAUUCAUAGGGCAAAAGGGGUUUUUGAAUAAGUGGAACAGUCUCUAAGGGUAUGGGCAAUGCUAAAUUGGUACUAAUUUGAAGCGGAUUAGAGAUGGAGAUAACCAAAACCCUUUUAGACAUUUUCUCAGCACAACCUACUGUGUGCUUAGUCAGCAAAGUUACUCUUACUGGUAUUUGUCUUCUUAUGUAAGGUUGUGAUGUCUGAAAUGUCUUUUGAGCAAAAAAAAUCAAAAUAUUUGGGCUGCGAAUUAUUGGUUGAAUCUCUAAUUUUUUAGUUCUGUGUUAUUUUUUAAACAUAUUCCAAAGGCAAUAACUUGGUUAAUGGUGUACAUUAAUGUUCAUAAAAGAAUUUUUAAAAAAUUAAUUAAAACUGGAUUAGAGAACACUUUAAUAAAGUGGAAUUUUUUUGUAGUGGUGAUAAUAAGGUGAGAACAUUACAGAGUGCUAUUUCCUCUAUACUAUAUUCCACACCAUAUUGUUUAUAUUAAUUAAUUUAGUUAUGGUAUCCAGUGUGUUAAUGAAAAUGUUACCCAUGUUUACAUUUUAACUGCAUUUCUAAAGACUCUUUAUGUCUCUAAGCUGUACAUAAAUGGCGACAGCCACCUGUAGUGAGCUGAGACAGUUGGGAAAAAUGGUCAGAGAAAUUCAUUACUUUCUUAGGUCCUAUUGAAUGUGUAAAUAAUUUACAAAUGCCAAGUUGUAGCGAAUGAGAUGUAAAGAUUUCUGUUACCUUA
Messenger RNA from Pocillopora damicornis (cauliflower coral), 2655 nucleotides. Its product is annotated as manganese-dependent ADP-ribose/CDP-alcohol diphosphatase. NCBI's taxonomy places the organism in Eukaryota, Metazoa, Cnidaria, Anthozoa, Scleractinia, Pocilloporidae. Gene Ontology annotation, molecular function: CDP-glycerol diphosphatase activity; 2',3'-cyclic-nucleotide 2'-phosphodiesterase activity; manganese ion binding. The record is from RefSeq and is a predicted model, not a curated record.